This is a messenger RNA of Lagopus muta (rock ptarmigan), 3450 nucleotides long. Its product is annotated as cytochrome P450 2W1-like. The transcript has 9 exons. Gene Ontology annotation, cellular component: cytoplasm; intracellular membrane-bounded organelle. Gene Ontology annotation, biological process: xenobiotic metabolic process. Bases 2 to 1504 code for a protein of 500 amino acids. NCBI's taxonomy places the organism in Eukaryota, Metazoa, Chordata, Aves, Galliformes, Phasianidae. The record is from RefSeq and is a predicted model, not a curated record. Gene Ontology annotation, molecular function: heme binding; oxidoreductase activity, acting on paired donors, with incorporation or reduction of molecular oxygen, reduced flavin or flavoprotein as one donor, and incorporation of one atom of oxygen; iron ion binding.
AAUGGCUUUCUUAAUUUCUUUUAUCUCCGAUCCUGUGUUAAUGGGUCUGCUGUGUGCAGCAGUGCUGUUAGCUGCACUCUAUUUUUCAACCGGCUCUAAAAACGCAGCGUUUAAAUUGCCUCCUGGUCCAACUCCUCUUCCGAUCAUUGGUAACCUGCACUUGGUGGACAUCAGAAGGCAAGAUAAGUCACUAAUGAAGCUUGCGGAAGAAUACGGCCCGGUCUUCACCCUCCAUUUUGGCUUCCAGAAAGUUGUGGUCCUGACCGGGUACGAAGUUGUGCGGGAGGCGCUUGUGAACUACACAGAGGAGUUUGUAGACAGACCAUCCAUCCCAAUAUUUGACCAAAUUCAGAAUGGAAACGGUGUGUUCUUCUCCAUCGGCGACCUGUGGAGAACAACGCGCAGGUUCACCGUCUCCAGCAUGCGCAACCUCGGCAUGGGGAAGCAGAUGAUGGAGGGGAAGGUUUGUGAGGAGCUUCACUUCCUCAUUGAGAAGAUCAAAUCCUUCAAAGGGGAACCUUUCAGCCUGAGGUCCUUCAGCAUCGCUCCGAUCAACAUCACCUUCCUCAUGCUCUUUGGGGACAGGUUUGACUAUAAGGACCCAACAUUUCUCACUCUCCUAAGACUCAUAGAUGAAGUUAUGGUUCUUCUGGGAUCUCCAUACUUGAAUUAUUUCAAUUUCUACCCAUUCCUUGGAUUUCUUUUCAAAACUCACAAGAUUUUGCUGAAGAAAAUAGAAGAUGUGCGCGCUAUUAUAAGGCAAUACAUGAAGGCGAGCAGGGAAGAUAUCAAUGAGAACAGUGUGAGGAGCUACACUGAUGCAUUGGUAUUCAAGCAGCACGAGGAGAAAAACAAGAAAGACAGCCUCUUCCAUGAUGACAACUUAAUUGCAUCCAUACUUGACCUGGUCAUGGCGGGCACAGAGACCACGGCCACCACGCUGCAGUGGGCCAUCCUGCUGAUGAUGAAAUACCCUGAGAUCCAAAAAAAGGUGCAGGAGGAGAUUGGAAGAACUGUCAAAGCUGGCAGCUGGGCCACGUACGAGGACCGCAAGAAGAUGCCAUUCACAAACGCAGUGAUCCACGAAGUGCAGAGGUUCAUCACCCUCCUGCCCCACGUUCCCCGCUGCACUGCUGUGGACACCCACUUCAGGGGAUACUUCCUUCCCAAGGGCAUAAUUGUCAUCCCAUCGCUCACCUCCGUGCUGCUGGAUAAGACGCAGUGGGAGACACCACACCAGUUCAACCCCAACCACUUCCUUGAUGCUGAAGGGAAUUUUGUCAAGAGGGAGGCUUUCCUGCCCUUCUCCACAGGGCGAAGGAACUGCAUUGGAGAAAGCCUCGCCAAGAUGGAGCUGUUUGUCUUCUUUGUCGGGCUGCUGCAGACAUUCACUUUCCAACCUCAGCCGGGAGUUUCAGAGGCUGACCUGGACCUGACCGUCCCUGAAACGACUUUCACAUUAAGGCCUCGGCCCCAGGCGACCUGUGCCGUCCUGCGCGAAUAGGCAGUGCUGCUGCGGGGCGGCCAGGUGGGGACACCACCAAGGCCCAUCUUAGCUGUGCUAGGGCUCAUCGCCCCGUGCCAUCGUGCCACGCUCUGUCGUAUUUCCCUCCCGCUGUCUCUGUCCACUCCCACCCCUACAUCUCCCCAUAGGUCGCUGACCUGCUCUUUGCUCCCUUGCUGUGGGGAAUGCAGGCAAAUCAAUGAGAAAGCACAAUCCUGGUGACCCUCCCAGAGAGGGACACCCAGCAGCUGAAGGACCCGGGGGUGUGUGUCCAUGACAUGUAGGUGUGACAUCCACACUUCAACACCAAAGUAAGGCUCACAACACUGCAGAAAUCUCCCAAAAUUCCCACUCAAGACACACCAGCGUUCACUGGGAGCUGAAAUACGCUGUAGGUGCUUCUUGAGCCAAGCUCUCUCAUUAGCCAGAGCUUCCAGCAAAAUCCCACUGGGGCAGGCAGCCAAGACAAGCACUGAAAGUGCAAAACCACCCAUCCACGGGCUGUGGGGAUGAAGUUCUUCCUCCUUGAAACACAGUCUUGAAAGACACCUUGAAGUCUGCAAGCCUGUCUAGAUAGCCAAGAGUUGCCGCCACCAUGUUCAACACUGCUCCACAGUCUGAAUGGAAGAGGAUCUACAUUUUUAAGUUUGCAGUUAACAUUCAUACCAGCAAGUGAUCAUAAAAGGCUAAUGAUACAGGAAAAUAAACCAGACUCAUUUCUAGUUUUAUGGAUGUCUGUCUUUUCUGACCUGGUUAAAAUAGGAGCAAACGCAUUCCCUCUCUCAGGAAUUCCUGGGCAAUCAGUGCAGUUUGGAACAGUUUGGCCAUUGGAACCAACCAUGCAAUUUCUUUGCAAGUGGAGCCUUGUAUGCAUGCAAACACUCAUGCAAGGAGAAUUUGGAUCAGACCAAGUUGUUGUUAUUUUCUUUUGCUGUCUGCUGCCCCAGUCCAUAGCACUCUUAUCAUCCAUCACAUUCUGCAAUCUCAAUCCGGUUGAUGUAUAGCUCAGGAUAUUUUCCAUCCAAAUAGCUGCCUGUGAAUCGCUGUUCUCCAUAUGCAUUAUCUUAUCGUGUGCUUUAUCACAUUGUUUAUAUCUUUCCCUUUACGGGAACCCAAUAAAGUUUUAAUUCUCCCACGUUUUCAUUACAUCAGAUGUUUCUGCCACCAAGCUUUGUACUUUGCAGAAAAGCAAACGCCAUGGAGUUGAACCUGAGCCCAGAGUGCCAAUAACACAAUUGGUUCAACUCGUACCCCACGGCUGAGAGGUUCUGCAUGCCCUGAUCCUAUCACAAAUGGCUCAGCUGGAGAGCCUCCAUAUCAGCACAGUGGUUUCCCCGGGGCUCUGCUGUCCAAGGGACGAUGGCCAGGUGCCAGAAUAGCAGCAACUUGUGCAACGAGCACUGCCCCUCUAUUUGCAGCCCCUUUGCACGCUGGCCAGAGCAACAAUCACGCAGAUGAUCUCUAUUUCCCUUUUGCCACGAGAUGGCACCACGAUCCCUCCGAGUCACUGCAGUUCUCACUGGGCCAGAAUGCCCUGUCAGCCACAGCCAGGGCUCCGUGCAGGGAACACCUCGCAGCUUUAUGAACCCCCAGUCCAACUGCACUGACCUGGGAGCGAGGCUGGGAGCAAAGAGAUGUGCACUAUUUAUUUACCAUUAACCUGGAAGAAUCAGGUGGUAUGCAGGUAAUGGGAGCUGCCCUCCUCCCAUCCUACAGCAGACAGCCCCUUUCCAUGGGGUUCACCUGUGCAAACUCUUUGAAGGGCAUUGGCUCAGCCCACCCCCCACUGCAGACCUGUCAAAUCCUUCUGGUCCCUACUCUGCAUUUCAGACCAAGGAAGAAGUGAGCUGCUGGAAACGAGAGUCCUGUUGUCAUCAGUAGUGAAGGGGUGUGAUGAGAUCCCUCAGAGCACAGGAACCUAAAAGGUCACGGUUUGGUAUUGGGGU